AUGGCCACGGCCGAGACAGCUGCAGCCACCUCGACAGCUCCGACUGCUCCCACACCACCACAAUCACCAGGCACAGACAGCGGCAGACCUGGCCGCCGUCGUCCUUUCUCGACAUGGAUGAAGAAGCUCACCGGCUUCAAGAGUGGGUCCUCCGCGGCUGUCGUGCCCGCCAGCCCUAGCCAGCCCGUGAGCACGAAGCGCAACAUCAAGUCGGCGUCGAAGAAACAGAAGCAGAAGCAGGCCAAGGCCUUUUCCAAGAAUCACCCUUACCCCGAGUCGGGCAUCGCAGUCGGCCGCAAUGGCGGUGGCCCCAAUGGCAGUUGCUCACUCUCGACGAGCCCGACCGGAAAUUCGCUCAGUACCUCCUCAGUCGAUCGCAGACGCUCUCCCCGGUCCUCCUUGGAAGGGCGUAAUCCGCCGACAAUUGACAGCAAGUCCGUCGCGCCGACCAUCAUGUCGACAGAGCAGGGCGCGCACUCGGAUGCCGCGCCUUCGCACGCCGCGUCGUCCGGGCAGGGAACAAAUGCGACACUGGGGUGUGGAGUGAGCUAUGGAAGAAGUCCAGACAGCACCUUCUCCUCGCCUGCACCUUCCUUACGAUCAUUAACCACGACACUCACCACCAUCCAAUCCGCCACGCCGAACGGCGUCCCAGCUUCUCACAAUAACCCCUAUCACAACAGCAACAACCACAACAGUCUGAACGCCAACAAUACCCAGAGCAUACACUUCUCCCACCAGUUUCCCGCGUCGCCUGCUCCUUCGGCCAUUCCAGCCCACCUCGCGCCCUCGACCAGCGGCGGGCAUCCUUCCACGUACCACACGGCGACCGCAAACAACCUCCUGACCGACAACGCCUCGAUACUGACGCUGGCAUCCUCCUCGAACAGACACAGACGUCGAUCCAUGGAUACGGACGCGUCAGUUCGUGCGCUCGCCCCGUCCUCUAUGUUUGGCGGGAGCCGAGAGAGUCUCCCUCUCAGUGUCCUGAGUUCCAAUAUUGAUGCCUCAAGUGGAAUCCCAGCGUCAUCUCACCAAGCCCGAACCAACGUCGGAGCCUUCAACGACCGGGCGAGCAUUUACUCGGCCACGGGUAUAGCCCCGGCUCUCUCGAGCGAGCGGAACAGCUAUUACGCGGGAAAGCAAGCCAACAAUACGGACGGCGGCAGCAUCAAGAGUGGGUUCCUUGGCCAUGGUAGAACCGGGAGUGUGAGCGGGAGCAUUGGUGGUAUCGCUGGUUCGGCAAGCCCACUUGCCAGCAGCCCGAAAGAGGUUUCUGGACUCGCCCCGGAAAAGCCGAGCCGGCGCAACUCGGCAUGGGGGGAAGGUGGGGAAGGGGAGAAGGUCGAGGCCAGCGACGCCGAGGUCACCCAGACCGAGACCGAGGCCGGCAUGGCCACGGGCACGGAGAACGGAAAAGCAUAG
Drepanopeziza brunnea f. sp. 'multigermtubi' MB_m1 is the source of this 1425-nucleotide messenger RNA. RefSeq lists its product as uncharacterized. NCBI's taxonomy places the organism in Eukaryota, Fungi, Ascomycota, Leotiomycetes, Helotiales, Drepanopezizaceae. The record is from RefSeq and is a predicted model, not a curated record.